AAUGGCAAUGAAAUAAAUAGAGGGCAGAGCUUAUUUGACCGUACAAGUGGAACAUUGAAGAAAUUUACUCUCUUCAAUGUCACUGUCUCUGCCGCAUCGCGCCUUCAUCUUCGUAUUCCCAAAACAAAACACAAUCAUCUUCCUCUUUCAACC
This is a messenger RNA of Sphenostylis stenocarpa, 153 nucleotides long. The record is from the annotation of a GenBank genome assembly. Lineage: Eukaryota; Viridiplantae; Streptophyta; Magnoliopsida; Fabales; Fabaceae.